GAAGAAGAAUGGGUGUUUUUGAAAAGGGUGUGUUGCUACUGCUGUUGGAGUGUCUGAGGCAACCUUCACAACACAGUUUCAUUAGUUGUGAGCAGACUUUUGCUGAGAAUCAAACCCGGUUUACUACAUUGGUCAGUCAGGUACAGUGUGGAAAUGCAGCACAGCAGCAGCGUGACUGACUUUCAGCAACUAUGGGGAAGAUGGACCACCCUGUCGAACUGCCUUUAUAAUGAGCCAAAGGUAGCACAGGUGAUGAAUUCAAGAAUCGGGCAGUACCUCAGCAACCACCCGUUCUUAGCUCUCACAGUGAUGCUAUUCAGCGCCAUGGCUGCAGUGCCUGUUGGACUUUUCCUCAUUUUUGCUCUUGUGACCAUUAUUAUGUCGGCAGUAGGUUUUGUUUUCUUUGAGGUGUUCCUGCUGUUUGUGGGAGGGUUUACUCUGCUGUGCGUGCUCUCCGGCCUUGCCUUCUUCUCCCUCAUGGUUUCAUGCAUCUUUAAUGCUUUUUAUGUGAUCAUCUCCAACAUCCUCAACUACUACUACCCACAACUGACAAAGCAAGGUAACAUUGAGGGAAAGGAGUAUGAGUUUGAAACUUCAAAGCUGAAGGAAAUGCAGUAGCUCUCUUCCUCUUGUCUCAACUUGUCUCAUCUUAGAGCCUUAAAUCAGCACUACUGAAGCUUCAUUGUUGGGAUUCAGAGGACACAGAUGCUUGAAUGAAUAGUGCUGCUGAUGUAACAGAUAUUCGAAGCACAAAGUCUCCCUGAUGGUUACUGAAUGUGUAAAGCCUAAAUAUUGUUAGUAGAUAUUUUUCUAAAACUUAAAUAUGAAUAUAUGAAUUUCAUUAUAUAUAUAUAUAUAUAUAUAUAAUAGACAUAGACUGUCAGUCUGAAAACGCCUUUAUUUGUUAUGUGUAUUUGCAAAUAUUUGAUGUUCAUACUCUUAAAGCAAUGAAAAUGCACUAUAAAAUAAUGUUACAUAUCUAUUUUUGCUGUUACCCGCAGAAGAGCACAAUGUUUGACAUCUGUGACAUAGCUUUGAAUAAAAGCUCAUCAUAAUGAACAUUUGCUCUGGUCUUCUGUCCAAACAAGAGAUGGAGAAUAGUAAUGGACCUAAAACUAUGUCUUUGUGAAGAAUGUCUGGGAAAAAUUUUAAGUUGGUACCAUGUUGAAUGCUGCACAUUUUUCAAUCCUACAUGUUUGGCUCUAUUUAUAUUUCCCCAAUUCAUCAACAUGGUGUGAUUAACUACUAUA
Messenger RNA from Toxotes jaculatrix (banded archerfish), 1250 nucleotides. RefSeq names its product lipid droplet assembly factor 1-like. Lineage: Eukaryota; Metazoa; Chordata; Actinopteri; Toxotidae. The transcript has 5 exons. Bases 154 to 618 code for a protein of 154 amino acids. The record is from RefSeq and is a predicted model, not a curated record.